This is a messenger RNA of Melanotaenia boesemani (Boeseman's rainbowfish), 2032 nucleotides long. RefSeq names its product RIO kinase 2 (yeast) (gene riok2). NCBI's taxonomy places the organism in Eukaryota, Metazoa, Chordata, Actinopteri, Atheriniformes, Melanotaeniidae. Gene Ontology annotation, cellular component: preribosome, small subunit precursor; nucleus; cytosol. The record is from RefSeq and is a predicted model, not a curated record. The transcript has 10 exons. Gene Ontology annotation, molecular function: protein serine/threonine kinase activity; ATP binding. The coding region runs from base 111 to 1637 and encodes 508 amino acids. Gene Ontology annotation, biological process: maturation of SSU-rRNA; protein phosphorylation.
UCCGCCUUGCACAUGUGUUUACUAAAAUUUUGGUUUCUUACCGGGUAGCUCUUAAAGUUAUUAGUAACCGACACCCUUUUCACAUCGGCUAAUUUUAAAUCGAUUAAAAUAUGGGGAAGCUGAAUGUCGUGAUAUUAAGAUAUUUAUCUCGAGAUGACUUCCGAGUCCUCACUGCUGUUGAGAUGGGGAUGAAGAACCAUGAAAUUGUUCCAGUAAGUCUUCUGUCAUCCAUAGCAAGCCUCAAACACGGCGGCUGCAACAAGAUCCUCAGAGAACUUGUCAAACACAAACUUGUGGUCUAUGAACGCACCAAGACUGUGCAGGGCUACAAGUUGAACUAUGGAGGAUAUGACUACUUGGCUCUAAAGACCCUGUGCUCUAGAGAAGUGAUAUUGUCAGUUGGCAACCAGAUGGGUGUGGGCAAAGAGUCAGACAUAUAUAUUGUGGCAAGCCCGAAUGGGGAACAGUAUGCAUUGAAGCUGCAUAGGUUGGGUCGUACCUCCUUUAGGAACCUAAAGAACAAGAGAGAUUACCACAAACACAGGAGGAACAUGUCCUGGCUCUACCUUUCACGCCUCUCUGCCAUGAAGGAGUUUGCCUAUAUGAAGGCUCUGUAUGAUCGAGGCUUUCCUGUUCCCAAACCUGUUGAUUACAACAGACAUGCUGUAGUGAUGGAGCUCAUCAACGGAUAUCCUCUGUGUCAGGUGCAUGAGUUGCAGGACCCAUCAGCUCUGUAUAGUGAGGCAAUGGAGCUCAUAGUCAAACUGGCCAAUCAUGGUCUGAUUCAUGGAGACUUCAAUGAGUUCAACAUGAUGCUGGAUGACCAGGACCACAUAACUAUGAUUGACUUCCCUCAAAUGGUGUCUACAUCACACCCCAACGCUGAAUGGUAUUUUGACCGUGAUGUCAAAUGUGUCAAAGAUUUCUUUGCAAAGCGAUUUAACUAUGAAAGUGAGCUCUUUCCAACCUUCAAUGACAUCAGGCGGUCUUGUACGUUAGAUGUUGAAGUCUCAGCCAGUGGGUUCACCAAAGAUCUGGAGAGAGAUAGUGAAUUACUACAUCCAGCAGGACCUGAGGAGGAAGAUGAUGAUGAAGAAGAGGAUGAGGAAGAAGUAAAGGCAACAGAUGAGGGGGCAGAAAGAGAGGUUGAUAGUGUGGAUAUAGAGGAAUAUAAACACGCAAUGCUGGAACUGGAGGGGUUGAAAAUCAGUGAAACACCUGCAAACACACAAGAUCAGGAGGAGGAAAAGGCUGAGGCAGAAUCCACAACUAGAGGCAAUGAAGAGGUGUUAGAGGAAGCGCUGAAGGAAGCAGAUGAUGAGUGUCCAGAGCUGACAGACCUCUCUGCCUCCAACAAGGAGUUCAAACCUUUCAGAGACUCUGACAGUCUUCAACACAUUGCAGAACAUAGGAGGAGGAGAACAGACAGUGAAGCCACUAUGGGCAGUGUGGGGAGCUGCUCUACCAUACCACAAGAGAUUGUCCGUCAGAAAGUGCGGAGGCAACUCACUAAACAACAGAAGGCAGCACAGAGGCGACGUCUGCAGAAAGGAGAGGCCAACUUGGAGACCAAAUCUAGGAGGGAAAAUCAUAAUAAUAUCAAGUCCAGCAUGGAGAGUGCCUAUUUCUGGGGAUAAAUAAGACUGCCAUCAUGGACAUGAAUUGCAUUUCAGCAUAUGUUUUAACUGGUUAAUAUUCAUCUUUUGUGGCUCCUCUUCUUCUUUGUUGUAAAAAUAGCAAGAGGUUCUCAGUGCCAUAACUCAGCUGUUUUGUACUUUCAUAGGAGAAUCAAAGGCAAAUAAUUUGUAUUUCUGAUUUGAUUUCUCUAUGAGCAUAUCCUCUUGGAAAAACGUGAGGAAUAGACAUUUUUCCAUACAAUCAACAGUGUGUUUCAUGCUGCUUUACAGAGAGUCUAAUGGAAAUAUUGACCACCUAUUAUAUAAAGUGGUAUGACUGACUAUUAUGCUAUAUGUGACUGCUGAGGUGUGUUUGUUCUCUUUUCCAAAUAACACAGUAAACAGUUAUGACAACA